UGAAUGUUUCUGUUUAAACUGAGGAAACAGCUGCAGUAAAUGACUGCUGAAGAUGGAGGAAGAGAUUCAUCAUUCCGCGGUGGUUUUUAAAAACAGGGGCCCAGCUGAGAGAGGUAAGUGACUUUGAUGGUUUUUAUGCAAAUAAGUUCCAUUGGAGAUCAAAUAUAUGUAACUUUAGGCUCUUCAACAUCUGUACAAGGUUCUUCAUUUGUGAGAUUCCAAUCGUAAAACUUAUUUUGAUAGAAACAAUUGACUGGCAACACUUUUUUUAUAAGUCACAGUUUCCUACAGCGUUUCUUUUUGUCUAUAAAUAAGUGGAGUCACAACUUUAACAAAGACUGUGCUUGAGCUUCAAAAACUGAAAGGUUUAUUCAACUGAAAUACACACUCAUGUUUGAAGACAACAAAAUGAUCCAAAUUAAUCUCAGAAAAGAUUGUAUUUCUUGUAAUCUUAGUUUGUGUGAGACUUUCUCCUUUAUAAAUAUUUCUUCGACAGUGCACACUCACUGCUCCCCAGUUGGUGGUUUUACUUUAUACCAAUCCAGUAUUACCUUUUACUUGCUGAUAAAAGUAUUUUAAAAGAUACUUGUCUUCUUUUUAUACUAUAUCGUGUUUUAUAUUUUAUGUUAUAUCGAUAUUCUGUUAUUUUUGGACGGACGGAUGGAUGGAUGGAUGGGUGGGUGGAUGGAUCAUAAGAACUCACUUGUUUUUCCCCUCCUGUUCUUCCAGAGAGAGAAGAAAAAGGAAAAGGAGCUGCAGCUGCCUCACCAAGUAAGUCAGCACAUCUGCUGAAGUAUUAUGGAGCCAACAGCUGCUACAAUUUAGUUUGAAAGUCAGAAUAAAUUCAUAAUCAUUACUGAGGGUUUUUUUAUUAAUUCAUUUGAGUGAUACAUGUUGAGGGAAAUGAGUGCAGUAUAAUGUAGGAACGUGUAUAAUGACCGUAGAGUUGCUCAGGGAUUCGUUUGAAAUGAGUGAUCAUUUUAAAUCACAACACUGUUUUCUUAAAGAAUGAUAAUUACUGACUUGAUCUCAACUCUGAUUAUGAUUAAUUUAUAAUCUCACUUAUUUUAGGUGCCCGCCCUCACUUCUGUGUGUUGUCCGUGUGUUUGGGGGUAGUGUGUGUCCUCCUGGUGUCGAGUGUCGGUGCCAUCAUACACAGUGAGUUUCACUUUACAUCUCCACUAGUUUUCCUGAAUUAUUAGAGGAGCUUAUGUUAGAUUCUCUCCCUUUAGUCAGUGCAGUAAUGAACGAACAGAAAGCAAACCUUCAGGACCUCAGAGCAGAAAUCCAGCAGCUGAUCACAGAGAGAAGCAUCUGUGAGAGAGAGACCGAGCAGCUGAGCAGAGUCGCAGGGAAUUACAACAGGACGCUGGAAGUUAUCAUGGAGUUUGACACUUUCCCAGUGAAGGAAUUCUGCCCAGAAAAGAGUAGGAGCUUCUUACUUUACAGUACAUUUACACCAAGUACGAUAUGAUAGCAAAGCUGAAGGUGAUGCCACUUACCUCCUAUUAAAAUUUUCUGUUUUGUUUCAAUGCAGAGUGUCAGCCGUGUCAGAGAGGCUGGGUUCAGUUUCAGGGAAAGUGCUACCUGUUUUACGAAAAAAACUAUCCAUGGCUGACUUGGCAAGACAGCCGGACGUACUGCCAAGAUGAAGCUGGAGAUCUGGUGGUUGUGAACAAUCCACAGGAGCAGGUGAGCGAACACAUAAAACUGGAGGUGAGAGGAAGAGUUAAAGUUGCGUAUGAUGUCUGAGAACCCAAGUAAUAAGAGUUUGAAUCAUAAUCGAGCCAACAGUUAAAUAUUUAAGAGGUUAGCAGCAUCCUUACCUCGAACUGUGCAUGCUUUAACUUUAAAGGAAUUCAUCAGCCGGCACAUCCAUUACUACCACGAUACCUACCAUGGAUACUGGCUGGGGUUACAAAAAUCUGAUACCAAUAGGUGGCAGUGGGUGGAUGGACACUAUGACACUCUUGGGUAAGAACUCCUUUAAAAUAAAUAUUAAGAAAACUGUAAAUCAGUCGAAGACGAGAGGAAAACAGCUAACGUUUGUUUGACGAUAGUUUAUAGUGUUACAAGGUAAAAAAAUAGUUUUCAGUCAAUAGAGAAGUAUUAAACUUGUCAACAGAAUUUAAAUGGGCUUAAAACCAGAAUACAGAAUUAAGAUUUUAACUGUAAAUCACAGCCCAAGAGCUUUUUAUCCUUACCUGCUGCCAUUUCAAAGGUACUGAUAUUUGCAUUGUAUGUUCAAAGGUACUGGACGGAAAAAGGUUCUCAGGGUCCAUGCGGGCUGAUGAUUCCUAAUAAGAGUCUUACAGCAAGCUGGUAUCCUGCAAAAUGCUACUUUUGGAACAAAUUCAUCUGUGAAAGUGAAGCUCUGAUUUGGUCUCACGUGUAAAACUUUGUGUCAUUUCUUCAGAGUAUUCCUUGCUUUGUUUGUAGCACAUUUUCACAACAUAUAAGUUAUGAAUUUGACCCCCAAAGCAGUUUGAAGAUUCAUUAUUAUGUCUGUGUUAUCAGCGAGUUUUUGGUUUUGUUAAAUGCUUUUAUGGUUUCUCAUUUAUGAGCUGGUAUCUCUUUAAACUGAUCUAUCUGUCUAAAGCAUAAAAUCCCUGAGUCUAAAUUCAAACAUGUUGUUCACUCUGUGACAGAAGUUUUUGGUCUUACAUAACGACCUACACAAUGAGCCUUAAUGUGUUGUGCAAGAAACUGAUUCCUGUUUGACAUAUAUGUGUUGUCAAAUUCUUGUUUUAUCUGUGUUCGGUUAAUCCAACUUCUGUUUCCUUGUACUACUAACAUCUUUAUUACAAAUACAAGUCUCUGCACAUUCACAUGGGUGUAAAGUUAGCUCAGCUGCUUUUACAGAAUAAAUUAUUAGACUGGAAAUAAA
Molecule: messenger RNA, 2887 nt
Organism: Xyrichtys novacula (pearly razorfish)
Lineage: Eukaryota; Metazoa; Chordata; Actinopteri; Labriformes; Labridae
Source: the annotation of a GenBank genome assembly